AUGGCCGUAACGACACCAAUCUCCUCAUUCAAGGUAGCUCUUGUGCAGAUGAAGCCAAAGCCCCUUGAUGCUGAGCAUAACUUUGCACACGCCGCUGAGCAGAUUCGCCUUGCUGCCGCACAGGGCAUUUCACUAGCUGUCUUGCCUGAAUAUCAUCUUACAGGCUGGGUGCCAGAAGAGCCUUCUUUCGCACUUACACCCGAAGACGCGGCAAAGUUUCGCAAAAGAUAUCAAGACUUGGCGAAAGAGCUAAAAGUUAAUAUCUGCACCGGCACAUUUGUCUCUCAAGCUCCCAAGGAAGACGAGAACGCUGAUUCGACUCCUACGCUACUCAACACGUCAGACUUCAUCGACCAUGAUGGAAACCUCCUCGGCACUUACACCAAGCAGAACCUCUGGAUACCCGAACGGCAUACGCUAACGUCUUAUGUCGACCAUGCUCGAAAUACCUCCCAAGAAGGAUACGCAUCCCCCAAUCCCCACCAAGUCAUCGACACCCCUCUCGGCCGUGUUGGCAUCCUCGUGUGCUGGGACCUUGCCUUCCCCGAAGCGUUUAGACAGCUCGUCCUCGCGGGUGCAAAGAUCAUCAUCAUCCCUUCGUACUGGACAUCGCUAGACAUGUGCAAAGACGGUCUUGCAUACAACGCCAACUGCGAAAAGACGUUUAUACAAUCGGCGCUAGUCACAAGGGCCUUCGAGAAUACCGCGGCAGUCAUCUUCUGCAACGUUGGCGGGCCUGCAGAAGAGGGCUUCUUUGGCUGUAGCCAAGUGUCAUUGCCUAUUGUGGGCACCGUACCUGGGAGCUUUACAGAUGGCGAAGAGGCUAUGCGUGUUUUGGAUGUUGAUAUGAGGACUGUGGACAUUGCGGAGGGUAAUUACCAGAUCAGGAAGGACCUGGCCCGAGAGGAUUGGCACUAUGGAUAUCUGAAAAACGCGGCGAGACUAUAG
Messenger RNA from Fusarium sp. VM40, 948 nucleotides. NCBI's taxonomy places the organism in Eukaryota, Fungi, Ascomycota, Sordariomycetes, Hypocreales, Nectriaceae. The record is from the annotation of a GenBank genome assembly.